Perkinsus marinus ATCC 50983 is the source of this 2640-nucleotide messenger RNA. Its product is annotated as gag/pol/env polyprotein, putative. The transcript has 2 exons. The record is from RefSeq and is a predicted model, not a curated record. The coding region runs from base 1 to 2640 and encodes 879 amino acids. Gene Ontology annotation, molecular function: nucleic acid binding. Gene Ontology annotation, biological process: DNA integration. NCBI's taxonomy places the organism in Eukaryota, Perkinsozoa, Perkinsida, Perkinsidae.
AUGGACGGCCACAAAGACAAGGUUACUGAUACCUCUAGGAAUGCUGCUUCUCGCACUAUCUCUGCGGCGCAAAGCUCUGCCGUUCCACAACCCGAAACUGCGGUGCCUCAGUUCAUGGUCUUGCACUCUGGAAGCAAUAUGUCGGUUGAGGACAAACUCCAUGUGCCGUGUGCCUCCGUUUGGUUGCUGAAAGCGGGAGGAUGCAAAGUUGUCAUGGGCAUCGACUCCUUCUCUGAAGUUACUAUGGUGGAUCGAAAUGUGGUGUCAACUCUCUCUAGUCAUGGCGCAUCCCUAGAAACUAGAGAAGUGAGGAAGAGGACAUGUCGAGCGGCGUGUGGCAGCCUAUUCACCAUCUCGCAAGAGGCCAACCUCCCCGUGGUAUUUCAAACUAAUCAUGGACCCAAGCUCGCGAUGAUCUGGUGUUAUGUUGUAACUAACUUCACGUAUCCCCACAUCCUUCUGGGUGCAUCUACACUGUCUCGUAUGAAAGCGUCCAUCGACCUGGACGACUACGUGAUGAGCAUCAAGUGUAUGGGAGGAGUGAAAGUCCAGCUGUCAUCAUCACCCCCGACAGUACCGCCAGUUGCUGCUGCACCGAGCUCUGAUCUCGAGGAAAACCUUGUGAAUCUAUCGGAUGAGGAGCUCUACCAAUGGCAUGUACAAAGGUGUCAAGAUCUACCAACGGCCAAGCUAUCUUUCUCCAUCAAAGAGAGUGCUCCAUCUGUGACGAGGAAGUACCCGAUCCCUGCCCGGCUGAAGGAGUCAGUGCAGAAGGAGCUUGGUAAAUUAUCUGCCCAAGGAGUCAUCCGCAUUGUCCAGGAGUCCGAGGUUGGUCCCAACGCGAUUGUGUCACCAGGCUUUGCCAAAGAUAAGGGGCGCACUGAUGAUGAUGUGGCACUGGCAAAGUUCAUCAACAACAAUGACGAGGAUCUGUUCUCCGGUAAGACUGCUAUAAAAGCCCGCCGAUUUCGGGCAUGGCAAAUGGAGAUGUCCGAGUUCGACUACAUCAACAUCAGGAUGGCACAUGUUCCAGGAGUAUGUAACGUCCUAUCCGACCUCUUCAGUAGAUGUGCAGAACGUCUUGAACAAAGCCACGUGACCCCUGUCGAUGAAAUGGCGAACGAGGCUCCCACAAUGCCAAUCUAUUUGCCUACUUAUGGAGAAGCACAAGAGGAGGACGGCGACAAUACUGUCGAUCACAUCUACACUGGCGCUAUCUAUGACUAUGAACUUUCACACCUGGCUAUGACACCGUCCCAGGCCGAGAUCGUCGCGGAUUCCUAUGCGGUUGAUGAAACCAUGUAUCUGUCAGUCCGACUCAAGGCAGUCUGGGCCGCAGCUAAUGUAUUGCUGGACUCAGAGACCUACUCGGACAUCACCAGCGUGGAGAAUGCCAAGGCAGUGGCAUGGAUUGAAGCUCGCAAGUUUAUCACGUCUCUGAGCUGCAAGGAGAAUGGCGCUAUGGGCCUCUUUACACAGAGUACCAACAGGGAGCAAGACUUGCGGAAACUCCCAUGGGUGCUGGUGAUACCUGGCCCCGCAGUAUUUGUUAACGAGUUAAGGCUGGUUACGGCGUACGAUCCUCAACAACAACUACAGUCUGCUCGCCAAGGUCUGCUGCUCUAUGCCCACGAUUGCAAAAUUCACGUACCCUAUGACAGAGUGCUACGCGUUCUCCAAGCUAUUGCCUGGUGGCCUGGUAUGGGAAGCGACCUUCUAGCGCACAUAAAUGACUGUGACUUGUGCUCACGGCUUUAUCCUUCGAAGCAUCUACCAUAUCGCGGUGUGACUGUUGGCAAUUCUCGCUUCACAACCAUAUCUAUUGACCAUAAGAAUGUACCCACCUCAGAAGGUAUCUCGUGUAAGUAUGCUCUAUCUGUCACCUGCGCUUACUCGGGAUGGACUAUCUUCAUCCCGCAACAAGACUUAUCCGCUAUGUCCACGGCCCUCGGCUUGUAUAUCCAAUGGUUCAUGAAGUAUGGCUUCCCUACACAUCUCUACUGUGACAGAGGCAAGGCUUUCAACAACGUCUUGAUGAAGGAGCUACUAGCCAUGUCAGGAACCGCACUACACUUGGCGAUGACCGGCCACCCAGAAGGCAACUCCAUGAUUGAGCAACGCCAUAGAGUUUUGCAGCAAGUCAUCAAUGUCCACUACGAAACCUGCGGGGUUAUGACGGAUUCGGAUAUACUCUUGCUUCUAUCCCACGCCGAGAUGAUAAUUAACCAAGUGCCUAACCGUGAUGGGUUCUCUGUCUACGCGAGAGUCUUUGGGAUGGUCGCCCCCUUACCGGCAAUGGCUAAGUACGGCAACGAGGACCCGGCGAGGGAGGUUGAUAGGUCAUCAUCUCUAGCCUUGGUACAAGCCAUACAGACUACUGCCUCUACGCUCGCUACAAGAUACAACUUAACUAAGGAUGCUCGAGCGAAGGAAAACGAGCUCUACAAAUGCAAUCCCACAUUGGUCCAGCAAAGAGAUCGUCGAGCCAAAGAGCAGCUCAAGGUGGGGGAUAUGGUAUGGCUAGAAGGAAAUCAACAAGCCAAGGUACGUCAAGUCCUCUACGACGAUCUGGGUGCAGCUAGAGGGGUUAUUGCCAACGCUUUCGUUCAAGCGUUGCCAUUGUUGCUCUCUCUGCGGUAG